Messenger RNA from Paramuricea clavata, 875 nucleotides. The record is from the annotation of a GenBank genome assembly. NCBI's taxonomy places the organism in Eukaryota, Metazoa, Cnidaria, Anthozoa, Malacalcyonacea, Plexauridae.
AUGGAAGUCAAGUUGAGAUUAAAGACAAACCCAAGGGAGAAAGGAAGAAAGAGGACAAAAUAUGACACAGCGAAGUUGAAGGAUGAAGAUACAAGAAAGACUUUCACCAUCGCCUUGAAGAACAGGUAUGGCGUGCUGGAGGAGGAAGAGAUAGAGCUAUCAGGAAGAUGAACGCGACGAAAAGGAUAUAGAGCGAGAGUUCAACAUCAUGAUGAAGGCACAUGCUGAAGCUGCUGAGACAGUGCCUGGAAAACCGAGAAGAAGAAAAAACCAUGGAUAAACGACCGUUCAUGGAAGCUCGUAGAAGAGAGAGAGGAGAUCAACAAAAAGAUCUUUGGAACACGCUCAGAAAGAGCGAAGACACAGCUCAGGAAGAAAUAUGCAGAGAAGAAGUCGGAGGUGAAGAAGAGUAUAUGGACAGACAAAAGGAUAUGGAUGGACGGUAUUGCAGACGAGGCAGAGUAUGCUGCAAGGAACCAACAUAUGAGAACGCUGUAUGGGCUAACUAAGACCCGGUGCAAUGAGAGAUCAAGAAGGAGUGGCGCUGUCCUAGACAAGGGGGUAAUCUCUUAAGCAGCAAGGAAGAUAUACAAGCUAGAUGGACAGAGCACUUUCAAGAAAUCCUUAAUAGAGAAGGACCAACAAACCCAAAAACCGAGGAGGAAGACAAUGGCUUUGGAUUCACUGAUAUCAUCGAAGAGAUAGCAACUAAUGAACCAACAUUGGGAGAAGUAAAAUCAGCCAUAGCUAGGAAGACUGAAGAACGGAAAAUCAUCACUGACAGACUCGAUUACGAUAGAGUUACUGAGGGAAGGCGUAGAUUUUCUGCAAAGAAAAUACAUGAAUUAUUGAAGAACAUCUGCAUGGAAGUAUGA